GUGCUUUCGUAAAAAAAAAGAAAAAAUAAUACAGGAAGAUAAAAGUUAUGAAAAGAAGAAAAGAAGAUUUUGCUGGAUGAAGAAGAUGACCACCACCUUUUCCUCUCCCUAUCUUCGAGAGACCCUUUGGACUGCUAUGUCCCUUCGAUAAUUUGUCCUAGACGAAUCGUUGUUCAAGCAACCCCCGUGCAACAUCAUGCCGAACCAAACGAAAUUAUUCGAAUUAAGAAAAAAGAAGACAAAUUUAAAUCGUCCAAUCGUUAAUGGAUAACAAAAUUCAUUAACUUUCGAUUAAAAUAAUAUAUUUAAUAAUAUUGUAAAACUAUAAGAAAUUAUUGACAAGAAUUUUAUUACUUGACUAUGCUGACAUCGAACUAACAUCGAUCAACCAAACAGAAGAAUAAAAAGAAGAAGAAAAAUAAAUGAAUUAUUAAAAAAAGAUUGUUUAAAAUUAAGAUAAUCAUUGGAUGAUCAGAAAAUCGACGUUUGAGGGUGAUUGUUCAUUCUUCAUUCUUCGAUCGAGAUGAAGCUGAACGAUAAUGUGACAAUGGAGGCCUGCAACAUAUGGGGAAACGUCUGUCCCCGAAUAUGCCGUCGUCCAAGGAUCGGCGAUAUUCCCAAGUACGAGGCAGUUGACGAGGAAUCACCAAGUUCAUCGUCAAAGAAAUUGACAAUAUCGCCAAUUUUGGAAGGUGAGAAAAACGUGACGCUGGAAAUUCCAUUGGAAUCAUCUAAGAAAAAUAAUCCUUUACUCACACAUUCGUUGAUGGUUAAAUCCGAUCGUGAAGAAACAAACGAAAGAAGUGAGGAAUCAUCGGGGUGUCAAGUGAUCGAAACAACCGAAAUCCUGGAUUCUUACGGUUCGCAAAAAAUCCCUAAGGAUAUUUGUGUCGAUAAGUGUGGUCAAACGAACGAAAGUAUUAUUGACAAAUUGUCCAUACCUGUUGACAAAAUUUCUUACAAUUUUGAUAAAGGAUCUACAUUGCAAACUGAAACAUUAACCACCGAGUUGCAAGAUCCAAAAUGGAAGAACACUUCGUCUCUUAGUUCGGAUAAUGUAAGGAUUGCAUCAAGCCCAGAAGAAACGUCAGAUUCCGAGAUAAUCGAAGUACGCAAGGACAGUGCUUUGUUUCUCGAAGAAGCUGAAGGUUUUGAUCCUCGUGAAUUGGCCAAAAGAUUUAGCAGUGCGCCUAGAUUUUCAAGGCCACGUAGAGAAAGUAGCGGAUACGCCAGUAAUUUGGGAACAUUCGACGAGGAUAGAAGAAAUUCGACGAAUUACGACGUGAUACAAGAUUUUAUCAAAGAAAGAAGAAGAUCAUCGGCUAAAAGAUUAAAUUCGCGAUACGGAGAAGAAGAAUUUAAAUUUGUUUUCUCAUCUGGUGCUAAUCAUAAUAAUAAUAAUAAUAAUAAUAAUAAUAGUAAUAAUAAUAACGUUUUGGAAAGGAUGCCGCCAACGAACGAAGUGCAGCAAAGGAAGCUUUCCAGUUCGGGUUUGGAUAUGCCCGACAUAGAAGAAGUCAAGGAACUUGUCAAGGACGAUUCUAACAGUUCAUCCUUAUCACUGGAAAAUCUUCACGAUCUUGGUCAUGCAAACGACAAAUCUUUAAAUCCAUCAUCGAUUGUUUCAACAAACAAAACUGAUACAAAAUGUUUAUCAAAAUCAUUAGAUAAUUCACCGAAGGAAUGUUGUCCAAUAGAAACAACGACGAUACAAAAAGAAAACGUAUCCGAUCGAAUUUUAAAAGACGAUGACGUUGAAUCAAUCGAAACAAUUGUAUCAUCAACUAACCAAGAGGAAGAUAAAAUAAAACCCAUCGAAGGUGUUAAAGAAGAAUCCAAAUGUAAAUCUAGCGAGGACUCCUCUUUAGAAGAUGACGAUCACGAUAAUGAUACAAUGAAAAAGAAGAAUAACAAGAUUAUGAUGAUAACAAAGAAGAAAUCUAUGACGAUUGAUACCAAAUCCGAAAUUAUUUCAAGAUCUAAUAACAAAGUUUAUCGUUUUAUAUCAACCCAAUCAGAAGACAGAACUGACGAUCGUCUAGAAAUCGAACUUUGUCCUAACGAUCGAAGGAUAUCCUUGGAAAUAACUGGAAGGGCUGAAGAAGAAGAAGAAGAGGAGGUGAUGGUGGUUGAAAAAAUAUCUGAUCGAUUAUCGUCCAUCGUUAAAUUGUCUGAUGAUUCUUCUUCCAACGUUACCCGAACGAAUAGCAAUUCGAAAAAAGAUGAGGGUGAUGAUGGUGGUGGUGGUGGUGGUAGUGGUAGUGGUGGUGAUGGUGGUGGUGGUUCUCCUAGUAACAACGUUCCAAGAAUUUCCCUUUUAACUGGAUCAUCAACGAAAUAUAGAAAAUUGUCUCCACCUGGUGAUAUUAGUGUCAGUGGUGCUAUUGGUACUCAUCGAGUAUUAUCAGACAUUGCUGCUACGGUCUCGGUCAGACCCAUUUAUCCUUAUUGUCCUUAUUCUCCUUACGGUAGUCCUCAGGGAUCACCGAGAAAUCGUAGAAGACCUUUAAGAGAAAGUAGAAGAGUCUCUAUCGAUAACACUCAAGGUGGAUUACAGUUAAACCAGUACAGAUUGAUGGAUAAUAUUGGACAGGGUUCAUAUGGUAUAGUAAAGUUAGCAUACAACGAGGAAGAUGAAACUCACUAUGCCAUGAAGAUAUUAAGCAAAAGGAAACUUAUGAAGAAGGCUGGUAUUUUUGGUAGAAUGGCACCCGGUAGAAAGGGUAGUGCUGAUCCUUUGGCAAAGGUUUACAGAGAAAUCGCUCUGUUGAAGAAAUUGGAUCAUCCGAACGUCGUCAAGUUGGUUGAAGUACUCGACGACCCGGACGAGGAUAAUCUUUACUUGGUAUUCGAGUUAGUACAGAAAGGAGAAAUUCUUCAAAUACCAACCGACAAACCUCUUGAUGAGGAUACUGCUAGGAAAAAUUUUCGCGAUGUUGUCAUGGGAAUCGAAUAUCUACAUUAUCAAAGAAUAGUACAUCGUGACAUUAAACCUAGCAAUCUUCUGGUGGAUAGCGAUGGUCGCAUAAAGAUUGCUGACUUGGGUGUUAGUGCGGAAUUAAGGGCAUCCGGGGAAUUGUUAUCGGGACCAGCUGGUACACCGGCUUUUGCAGCACCGGAAACAACCAUACCAGACGCUCAUUAUUCCGGCACGUCGUGCGACGUUUGGUCUAUGGGAGUGACACUUUAUUCAUUGGUGACAGGAAGAUUACCAUGGGACGGUGCUGGAAGUAUAAUUGGCGUACAAGAUGCUAUUCGUACGGAACCAUUAAAAUUUCCAGAUAAACCAAAAUUAUCAGAGGAAUUAUGUGAUCUCAUAGGAAGGAUGUUGGCUAAACGACCGAACGAUAGAAUAUCAUUGCAAUGUUUGAAGGAACACGAUUGGCUGACGAAUACUGGAAAAGAUCCAUUACCAAGUGAAACGGACAAUUGUAGAUUACAAGUUACGGUUACUGACGAAGAAGUUGAAAGGGUUGUCACCAAAAUACCCAAGUUGGAUACUUUGAUUCUCGUUAAAAAAAUGCUCAAACAACACAGCUUUCAAAAUCCAUUUUUACCGAAAAAAACUCCUGGCAAAAUUUCUAACAACGAAGGUGGAGAACAUGCGACAGAGGAAUCAUCUUUACCUUUGGAAGGAACCGCAGAAUCAUUGGUCCAACGUGCAACCACUUCGAGAAACAUCAAAUCUGAAAGAUUUCAAAGAUCGGGUAGAAGCAACUCGGCACCGGAUUCCUACGAUUGGCAAGUGAACAACAGGCAAAUAUCAAUGGAGAGUCCUUUGCCACCAGUGACGGAAGCGUCGAAUCAAGAAGCAGAAAUCGAGAGGCGGUGAUACGUUCGUCAUUAAAUCCGUUGGAAAUUAAUUCAUUCAUUCAUUCAUUCAUUAAUUAAUUAAAAGCAGCAGCUGUUAACAAGAGGUCGACAAAAAUGAAUCAACGAAAAUCAAUCUCAUUCUUCCCACUUUUAUUAAUUAUCAUCUUCGAUAUCUCUGUCUUUUCAUUUUUUUCUUUCUGUCUUUCUCAUUUCGAUAGAAAAAAAAAAAAAAAGAAAAAUGUUAAACUGCAAUCGGUGCACGUGAGACAAACGUUUUUUCCUAGGGGGUGUAGGAAAAAAGAUUAAAAAAAAAACAAACAAACGAAUUAAUUCGUGAUUGUUAGUUUUCAUUUGAAUUCUUUCUUUAAGGGUUGUUGCAUCGUUUCAUAAAAAAACCACCCCUUUGUAAGGAUCAAUCUUUCAUGCUGAACUAUUGCAAUCAUUGCAAUCUGAACAACUUGUUUAUAAGUUGUUUUUCUUUCUUCCUCGUGAGUUAUAGUUUUAAAGUAUAUAAAAAAAAAAA
Molecule: messenger RNA, 4336 nt
Organism: Polistes dominula (European paper wasp)
Lineage: Eukaryota; Metazoa; Arthropoda; Insecta; Hymenoptera; Vespidae
Biological process (GO): protein phosphorylation; intracellular signal transduction
Cellular component (GO): cytoplasm
Molecular function (GO): ATP binding; calcium/calmodulin-dependent protein kinase activity; calmodulin binding
Source: RefSeq, a predicted model, not a curated record